UUUUGGGAUUUCCCUUGUUUGGAGGCAAAACUUGAAACUGCAAUUUUCUCUUAGAUUUCAUCCUAUAAGCCUAUGUCAGCCAGGACACUAAGUGUAGGAUAAUAACAGAUAUCCUGUGAAGCAAGAUGUGUUCUCUUGCUACAUUCCCAAUCCCAGCGCACAAUGGCUAUGUGACAGUAUGUGAGACGAAUGGUGAACUUCUUGCAGUUCCAGAGGAUACAUAUGAUGAGCAGUCCACUACACAGAGUUUGAAUUAUCCAGUCGUGACACUCUCUACAGACUCCAGGAGAUCACUGUCAACGGAAAGUGCAAAAUCAGCAUUUUUGGAGCAUAAAGAGACACUGUGGAAAAGAAUCAUGUCUGCCUGGUAUGAGGAUGGAACAACAGGGGCCCUGGAGGAAGUUGCAAAUAGCAAAGAUAUAGACAUGCAGUGGUUGUCUAAAAUUGCCUGUUGGGGUUUAGGUGGUGUCCGCUGGUGGAACUCUCUUCAUGGAUGGUAUUCCCCCCAUCUUGUGCUUUCGAGUGAAGAUAUGACAGCUGAAUUCUCAACAAAUAGAGACUGGAGUAAAAGUGAUAUUCGUUGUUUUGCCUGGCACCCUCAUACUGUCAAGUUUGCAGUUGUCUUCAAUGAUGACUCUAUCAAAGUCUACAGCAGUGGGCAAGAUAUUGUGCCCACAUUGAAACAUAAGGCUCAGAAAGGUGUCGCCACUGUAGCAUGGAAGCCCCUUUCUGCCUCAGUAUUGGCUGUAGCCUGUCAAACAUGCGUCCUCAUAUGGCAUGUUGACCCAACCUCACUUGCCACAAGACCAUCUACAAGUUCAGUUCAGAUAUUGAUGACUGAUGGCCACACCCCAGUUACCAGCCUGGCCUGGAGUCCCCAUGGUGAUCUAUUGUUAUCUGCAUCCCCAGCAGACACUGCAAUGAUGGUAUGGGACAUUGCCAUGGAGACAUGUGUGCCUUUAAGACGUUAUGGAGGUGGUGGUGUCUCAUCGUUGUCAUGGUCACCAGAUGGCACUAAGGUAUUUGCAGGUACUCCAUCUUCAUUGUUCCGGGUCUGGGAAUGCCAGAAGUGGAGUUGUGAGAAGUGGACGAAUCUCUCCGGGAAAUGUCAGGCUGCAUGCUGGAGUCCAGAUGGAGCCACUGUUCUAUUCACUACAGCAGACGAUCCAAUCAUAUACUCCCUUUCAUUCAGUCUACAGUUAGAUGAAUCGAGGCCUGUGAUUGGUGGGUCUCAAUCUGCUGUUAGCUGUAUUGACCUAUCAGAAGUUUGCUUUGAAUGUGAUGAUCGAGAAGUAAAGAUUGGAGGUACUGCUAAGCAUAUGAUAUGGGACCCUACUGGAGAGAGACUGGCAGUAACAUUCAAAAAUAAUUGCAAUGGAAGUGAAUAUAUAGCUGUUUACAGAACCAAGCUACAUCCUGUAUUAGAAAUCAUGCCAUGUGGCUUCAUCAAAGGCAAAGAUGGAGAGUUACCAAAUGACAUUAGUUUCCAGAAUGAAUUCAAAGAUGGCGCUCUACUUACAGUGGUUUGGUCAAGUGGUAGAGUCUCUCAUAUACCAUUGAUCUACAUACAUUCUGACCAAGUGAACAAUGAACACAUGCACAAUAACAAAUUAAGGAAUGGCAAUGGACAUAUGAACAACACAAUCUUGUACACUGAACACUGAUCCAUCUGGAAUAUUCUUCAUUGCCAAGGCUGUAAAAUUAUUGAUGUGGAACAAUUUCCGGAGUGGAGUGAAAUUUAAUGAAGCGGAGUACACACAACAGACUGAGACUGCCAAAAACAUUUAAAGCAAAUAAAUGAGCAUUCUGUGUUGACCAAAUGAUCAUUUUUAAAUUGAUAUUUUUUUAAAAUAAGCCACUUCAGAAUUAUCAGCAACAAGUGUUUAUUUGCAAAAUCAGUCUGCAAUGUGGAGUAUAGCUAAUAAUAAUGUAUAUCAUCACUGUGGCAUGUUGGUCUCUUCUAAGAUUAUUUACUCAUACAUUCUGUCAGAUUGAAUGUGCAUUUAUGUCACAUGCUUAUCAAUCUGGGAGAAGUAAAAAUGCAGAAAAUGCAAAUAAUGUUCUCUUAUACUUACUUAAUAAAGCAAUAGCAUUGUACAUGUGUAAUAGCAUAAAGAAGCUGUUCUCUGAUGUU
Molecule: messenger RNA, 2134 nt
Organism: Owenia fusiformis
Lineage: Eukaryota; Metazoa; Annelida; Polychaeta; Sabellida; Oweniidae
Source: the annotation of a GenBank genome assembly